This is a messenger RNA of Monascus purpureus, 2410 nucleotides long. The record is from the annotation of a GenBank genome assembly. Lineage: Eukaryota; Fungi; Ascomycota; Eurotiomycetes; Eurotiales; Aspergillaceae.
UGACUGUUCUCCGUGGGGGUUGGCUCGGGAGUUGGCUCUCUCUCUUUCUCACAAAGAAGGACACGCUAAUAAUAAGCUAAAUAGUAAAAAUAACAACCGUGCUAUCAUUGCUUGUUGCUGGAAUCAGUGCGAGACAGCGUAUGAAGCAAUAUAAUGCAUUCCUCUGACAAAUUAGGUCUUCGAUUGUCUUAUAUUGCAAUAGAGCGUUGGACGUUGACCUGCCGAUUAUGCUGUCCACCGGACGAUCCCCGGCAGCUCCGCGCGACAGCGCCCCAGUAAAUUAUUUCAGGAGGAGUUUCCUCAUGCAGAUAUCGAAAGCCAACAUGCGGCUCGCUGGCUUGUUGAUGUCUGCAUUGAAAUGGUUGGUUUCCCGGCGAGGGUGGGCAAGGACGAAGUCAACCAGCCUUGAACCGCCGUGGAAAUGAAAUGCCGUCGGCCCAAUACAACCACAACGGCUUCUAUUUCUCUGGAUUAUUUCUCUGGGUCGUUUCUUGCGUCGUUUCCCCGGAUCAUUUCUCUGGAUUGACGUCCGCACACAGAAAAAUGCGAGAGCGCUGCGUCAUUCUCGACGAUUUCAUCAUUGCCGACGUCAUGGCUCGGCAUGAUGAACCACAGUCGGCUCCCAGUGAAGGGAACAGAGACAAUCAGAAUAGUUUUGAAGGGAACAGAGACAAUCAGAAUAGUUUUCAAGCGGAAAACAAGUGACUUUUUUUGUUUAUACUUAUUCGGUUAUUCCUGUUUCAAUGGCCACCGGCGACAAUGGCCCGGGUAGAGACGAGACUGUAUGUUGUUGCUCGAUAUUAACGCCCAUGUUAGGUGCCAAAGCCACUGACUAGCACUUGAGUCGGGGGAUCAAGGCGAGCUCCAUGCCGGGGAGAAUCAAUAUGAGAACGAGAAAGAGGUCGUCUUCUACCCCGAAUGCAGCGAGGCUGAACAAUGCUCCCGCACCUCCAUUAAUAAAGAGGAUCCAAAGGCCCUCACCAAAGCAUCCAGCGGGGCGACGGCUUGCUUUGUGCAUUCCCUUAUUGCGGAUGCGUGGAUGUGCCAGCCGGAUGGCCUCACGGAUAAAGUGACUGCCCAAACUCCCAACAAACUCUCAACCGGGGAAGAAAAGAGGCUUCUAACUCAGGUGCUGACGGUUGAUGAAAGGGCAAUAGAACCAUAUGCGCCGUCGGCCGUGGUAAAGGAAGACUUGACCAGCCCGACAACUACCCACCGCUUUCUCGAGAAUUGUGCAAGAAAGAGCUGACGGAGAUGGGCUGGAAUGUGCACGUGCUCUCCAAGAAGCUGUCCUCUAUGCGCCUUAAACUCGCAGCCCGGCAUAUCUUCAUUGUCAUCAAGGUGAGGGAUAAGAGCCUGGUGAAACUCGCAAGGGAGCUUACGCGAUGGCUCAUCUCUGCCGACCGCGAUGUGCCGUAUAUCGUCUACGUCGAGGACCUGUUUCGGAACGAGCCCGACUUCGCCAUUGAACAGCUGCAGCAGGAGGAACCAUCCGCGAUAGGACGGUUGAAGUUCUGGAAUGCGAACGAGGUGAGAGACCGUCCGCAUGUCUUUGACUUUGUCCUCACGCUGGGAGGUGAUGGUACUGUGCUCCACGCAAACUGGCUCUUCCAGUAUAUCGUUCCUCCGGUUCUGUCGUUUUCCUUGGGCUCGCUUGGUUUCCUCACUAGGUUCGGCUUUGAACGCUAUGCUGAGAUAAUCUCGUUGCUCGAGAAAGAGGGCGUCGCCGUCAGUUUAUGGUCCCGAUUCGAAUGUACCAUCAUGCGAACCAAGGCGUACGCGGGCGGCUCUGGCUCACCGGUCCAGGAACGGUAUUUGGUCGAAGAACUGAGUAGAGACCAUUUAAAUAGAGAGACCCAUGACCCGGAGAAGGUAUAUGAGAUUCUGAACGACGUCGUUGUCGAUCGUGGGCCGAAUCCGACAAUGAGCCAAAUCGACCUCUUCGGCGACGAUGAUUAUCUCACUACUGUUCUAGCCGACGGCGUCUGCGUCGCUACACCAACCGGUUCAACAGCGUACAGCCUUGCCGCCGGCGGCUCGCUGUGCCACCCAGAGAACCCCAUCAUGCUUGUAACUGCCAUCUGUCCGCACACUUUAUCCUUUCGGCCUAUCGUGCUACCUGACACUAUCCUGCUGCGGAUGGGUGUGCCGUAUAGUGCGCGAUCGGGCGCGUGGGUGAGCUUUGACGGCCGUGAGAGAGUCGAAUUACACCCGGGGGACUAUGUGAGUGUCUCUGCGUCUCGGUUCCCAUUUCCAAGUGUUAGGCCGCCUGAACAGCACGGCGAGGGAUGGGUACAUAAUAUCUCGAAGGCGCUGAAUUGGAACUCGCGGCAGAGACAGAAGGGCUAUACCUAGAUGAUUACCAUCAGAGUACUCUGUAAAAUGAAGCCGCUACCCAUGAUGAUCAUAG